Molecule: messenger RNA, 585 nt
Organism: Dioscorea cayenensis subsp. rotundata (Guinea yam)
Lineage: Eukaryota; Viridiplantae; Streptophyta; Magnoliopsida; Dioscoreales; Dioscoreaceae
Exons: 2
Coding region: 13-573 (186 amino acids)
Source: RefSeq, a predicted model, not a curated record
ACCAAGUGGAUUAUGAAUGAGUACCGAAUCAAAUUAUUCGUUGAAAGUUACGAUAUGGAAGAAGAGAUGGUGUUGUGCCGUAUUCAGAAGACAAAGACAGGGAAUGAAGUAGAAGGGGAAAUUUAUGUUGAUAAAAAUCACUCAUCUCUUAUUACUAAUGCUCAUCAUCAAGAAGAAAUGCCUCAAGUUCCAGUUUCAUCAGUUCCUUUUGAAGCUUUUGAGAAGCCAGAAUCAAAGAGGUUGAGGAGGGACAACAGUACUUAUAAUGGCACUCAAUAUUGCAGCACAAGCACUGCAGGAAUGGCACCACCAGCAGCAGCAACUCCUGGUUACCAACAGUAUCAGUAUCAACAGUGUUACAACAACUCCACAGGUGUGCCUGAUCAUUAUAAUCAUCAGCAGCAGGAGCAACAACAUCAACAGCAGCAGCAACAACAACAACAACAACAUGACCUUUCAAAUGCCUGUGCACCUGUUGCACCGCCAUCAAGUUCAAUGAGACCUGAAGAAAAUGAAGAUGAUGAUAAUAAUGAAUUUUUGAGAACGAUAAACCAAUUCAAGAAAUUCACCUGAAUUUGUAAUUCA